CAAGGAACCGAUUUUGUAAACAACGUACAAAUGUGAAAUCAUUUUCCAUUCAACGAGUAACCAAUUGUGCAUUUUCGUGUGGCAUUUCUGCAAGUACCACUGGCCGGAACAUGUUAUCGUCCCGAGUAUUUGUCACUUUUACGGGUUACGCGUUAAAGCAACCGGCUUUCGGACCCACUAGGAUCGUUGCGGUACGAUGCAUAGCCGAUCGUGCCAAGACGAUCGAACCGGCAACGCAGGAGAAAAAAACCUACCAAUAUUACACCAUCGAACCGGCGGAACAGGUUAACAAAUCGGGUAGCCAGAAUCGGAACACAGAUGUAGCACUACGUCGAAUUAGUUUGGUUGAUUUGGCCAAAAGUAAGUUAUACGAGGCCCAAUCAUUUUACGAUGAAUUUAGUGGGAUGAAUGAAGUGAAAAUCGCCCAGAACAAGGUGAUCGAGAUACAGGAUCAGCUGCAGCUGGUGCAAGAACGUCGUCGCCAUAUACUGCUGGAAUUGACGCUGGUCCGCAAACAGCUCCAGGACAUUCAUGUCGAUCUUCAGAAAGCUACCCGUGGAGAACACCGUUACGUGGAACUGAUCAAGCAAGAGUUUGAUGUGAUCGCACGAGAAAAGGAGAAAAAUCAAAUCUUCCAGAUUAUCGAUCAAGAAGAACGGGAACUGUUUUCCCAUCUAACGGCCGCGGUGAAGACAUCGCACGAGAAGGAACGGACGCAAGCGAACAAUGUGAAGUACUGGUCCAUCAUUGCCUCAGGCGUCGGUGCUUUGCUGGGUAUUGUGGCUACGUCCAUAAACUACUAUUUCCGCAACACGCAGUUCGAAACGAUACGCAAAGCAGCGGAAGACAGCAACCGGAAGCUGGUCAUUAUGGAGCAAAAGCUGGAUGGGCUAGAGAAGUCUCUCGGUCGGAUGAAUGUCGAAUGGAACCGGUACUUGGGUGAAAAAAGGAUCGCAGAACAGCGCAGGGUAGCGCGAAGCCCCGUAGAGUCUUGGGGUGGUUACAUUCGUCGACAUUUGGGACGGUUCGUUCGAGUUUUCAUACCGAAAGGAUAGUGGUGCUUCGCGGUGUGUCGGGGUUAACAGGGCUAUUUUGUUAUCUGAGGGCCGUUCUGCAUCGAUUAAACUAAACGAUGAAAUGAUGCUAAAGAAUAAACAAUAUUGCAACCUAAUACAGGUGUAUCGGAUAAGAAUCAAAGAGUAGGACAUAGUUUUGUUUUUGUUAGAUAAAUAAUCAACGAUGCAAGUGAGGCAUAGUUUUACAGGGUGAUAGAAAAUUAGUUAAUAAAUCAAAUUAAUUGUAUCAUUAUCGAUCUACGGGGUUAAGUUUCCUUGCGUGGAAUAAAAUGAAUCCCAUUGUUGCUUGUUCUCUUAUC
This is a messenger RNA of Anopheles funestus (African malaria mosquito), 1375 nucleotides long. RefSeq names its product mitochondrial potassium channel-like. Bases 111 to 1055 code for a protein of 314 amino acids. The record is from RefSeq and is a predicted model, not a curated record. The transcript is spliced from 2 exons. Lineage: Eukaryota; Metazoa; Arthropoda; Insecta; Diptera; Culicidae.